UCGUUUCAACAGAAUUCACAAGAACCUUAUACUGUCGUUCGUUCCACGAUCUUAUGAUGGGAGUUAUUGUAACUUUGUUGCUAAACAUUCCAUAACGAUACAGUAGAGCGCGAUAUUCGUUGCAACUAUAUCUCUUGUAACUCGAGGACGACGAAAAGCAAAUUUUGCAGAACGAUGCACGCUCGAUCUACUAAUCAGCAAACGUUCGCACCAACUGCCAACCCAGCAUGCUUCCCUUGUUUCUUCUUUAUUAACAUGGAAUGCAGAAGUAAAAUUUAGAAGCUGAAAACAGAGUGUUUCGAGAAUUCAGGAUCAUCCGUUAGCUUCGCUAUCAAGAAAUAAUCGGAAGACCUCAGCUCGAAUCCUGAGGAUAACGAAUUUUUAGAAUCUAUUGGCGAAAGAUGCCAUCGUCCAAGGGUUUGCUGAUAUUUCUUCUGGCCUCGCAGUUGCUAUCCAUCCACGGCCAAGGAUAUUAUAACAAAUACCCCGACCGAUUCCACCCUCCAUAUACGCCCAGGCACACAACAGAAUAUUCGGCACGUAAGCCCCAUCUUGGGAAUCAUCACGGGAAUGGCGACGACGUCAUACUAAGUAAAACCUCUCCACCACCGGUCGACACGAAAUCUUCGGUUGAAAUGGUUAAUCCUGUCCCUACAUACAGACCUUCGCAUUCGCCCUACGAUAAUAAUCAUACUCAAAAUAGGACAAACACAGAACCUCGGAAUUACGGACCUACUCAUUCGAAGUACAGGGAAUGCAAGCCAACGGCCCCCAACACUAUCCUGAAUUUCGCUAGCGUUGGCCUGAAGAGAAUCGGUGACGCGUUCAUCAAGAGUUCGGAAACGAAGGAGCUCUACUUGGACAAUAACGACAUCACCCAGAUCUCUGGCGCAGCGUUCGUCUUGCUGAAUCAAUUGGAAGUCCUCAGUUUGUCGGGCAACAAGAUUCCCAUUGAAAAACUGUUAUGGUUCAGUAAAACCUACACUCUGCGAAAGUUAGUUGUGGACGACAACAGAUGCAGUCCUUCCAACGUGACGAAGGUGUUAGAAGCGUUGCCCAGGCUGGAGGAAUUGUCCCUGCAGAGGGACAACAUUUCGCGUUUCGUCGUCAAUUUGAAGGAAUUCGCCCCCAGACUGACGCACUUGCGACUCUGUGGUAACAACAUCGACGAGCUGGAAUUUCUAGAUGAUCUGCCGGAUAGCCUGUCUCAUCUGUACUUGGAUGACAACAUGAUCACCAAAGUAAGGAGCAUCGCUUUGAACAACGUCCAGGAGCUAUCCGUAAGCGGGAACCAUAUCGAGAAGCUGUGCCGCGAUAUGUGUUCCGAUUCUUUCUUGUCUCUGAAAGGCAUGGAGAAUCUGCAGAAGCUGAACGCUUCGCGUAACAGCAUCGCCGAGGUAACUGACAACGCGUUCAUUGACGCGAAGAACUUGAUAACCCUGGAUCUGUCUCGUAACAAGAUCAAAACGCUUCCCGUGGAUGUUCCCAACAUGUUGUCCGUGCUUAAAGAGCUUUUCCUGAGUCACAACGAGCUUGGAUCGAUGCCGAAUAUCUGUUCCUCGAUGCGUUUGAGGUACCUGGAUCUGAGCUACAAUAACAUAGGGUCUAUCACCAAUAGCAACCUGUGCGACUCCACGAGUAAUUUGCACACCCUACUUUUGAGUGGAAAUUAUAUCACCGACGUGGACAACGACGCUUUUAUGCGAUUGCCGGCGUUGAAGAAAUUGGAUCUGUCGAACAAUCUGAUUCUUAACCUCCCAGUGAGGUUGAUCUAUGGGGCCAGAUCCCUGCAAACCCUUCUGUUGAGGAACAACAGUAUCGCGAACAUCGACCAGCUGUUCUCUGUUAAAUCCAAGGUGUUGCAAGAGUUGCAUCUUCAGGAGAAUCCGUUUUGCACCGUUAAAUACGAGGAAAUGCCUCAAUUGGUGAUUCAUUUGAAGGACCAACCGCGACAGGCGAAGGAUAACGAAGAAAAAGAGGAGGAGAAGGAGGAGGAUGAUACAACGGAAAAUCACGACGACGACUACGAAGACGAGAACUCGGUGAACAGUCGAUGGGACUAGGUUAUACGCGUUGAACGAACCCUUUUCAAGGUGGUGGCGGAGAUAAACGUAUUGGGGAAAUUGUGGCAGCGUUAUCGUCAGACAAUAUAAUCUUUAGUACUAACAAUUAGAGUAGAAUAAAAUAUUAACAAACAUUAUUAUAAUAUACUGCAAUACUAAUAUUAUACAAUUUUUGCAAUCCUAUGUACACGUAUUGUAAUGCUAACAUACCGCUUGAUUUGUAUAUUUUGCAUAAAGGCAUAUCGCAGU
Molecule: messenger RNA, 2312 nt
Organism: Megachile rotundata (alfalfa leafcutting bee)
Lineage: Eukaryota; Metazoa; Arthropoda; Insecta; Hymenoptera; Megachilidae
Product: keratocan
Cellular component (GO): extracellular matrix
Molecular function (GO): protein binding
Source: RefSeq, a predicted model, not a curated record